GGCUCGCAAAGGCACACGGAACGAGUUUCGCGCUCUCUGUCGAGAUGCCUCAUAUUCUAAUCUGUGGUACAAUAGUGGUAGCAUCCAUGGUGCUUCUAUUGGAUGCAAGUGUAUCAAAUGUCGAAACGGUGGAUAUAUGCUCUCUCUGUCGUUGUUUGGAGGAUGCUGAGGAUGGGGAUACAAUGAUAGUGGAAUGUGUAGGAAAAAGUCCUUCCCACCAGCAGCACGCUUCACAGCACUAUCUGGAUUUGCACCAUACAGUUUGGCCGGUUGUAAGCGAUUCGAAAAACGGUUUGCCAAAAGUGCGCGCCUUCUUCAACAAUAUGGAAUUGAAGUAUUUACCCGCACUACCCGUCAGCUCAAACGUGGUGGAAUUAAGCUUCCGCAAUAAUGGAAUUGAGAUGCUCGCCAACGAACCUUUUGCUAAUUUCAAAAACUUGCAAAAAGUUACACUUACUGAUAAUCAUCUUGGUGUAAUCCAGAAAGAUUUCUUCGCUUAUAGGAACCAUCUCACUCAUUUGGAUCUAUCCAACAAUUCUCUAACGGUGAUAACGGCCCUUGAACGAGCUCGGUUCAACAGCCUGCAAUCGAUUGAUCUAUCCAACAACAACUUGAAAAUCGUGUCAAUUCAACUGUUAAAUGUUCUGCAAAACGCUAGUGUUGUUCGCAUAGAGGGUUGUGAAAUCUACAGCUGGGACCACGGUGGCGAACUGGGUUGGAAGGUAUUACACUUAGGUUGGAAUAAACUGACAGCGAUUUUAGCUGGUACAUUUUCAAAUUUGAGACAAUUAGAAGCACUUUAUCUCAACAACAACAACAUUCGUGUCAUCGAUCCGCAGGCAUUCGAUGAUCUCGUUCGACUAGAGCGGUUGGAUAUUUCCUACAAUGAAAUCACAAACCUCGAUGCGAACAUGCACCUCCCCUUGGGACUUCAAAUGAUCAAUGUGGCUGGGAACGGUAUGGAGUUGUGGCCGUUCGAAAAAAUUCCCUCCACUCUACGGAUACUGGAGAUUCAGGACAACCAUCUUCCGGAUCUAAGCAUCGGACAGUCGGUUAAUGUGCUCAUUCUGAACGCCAGCAGCAAUCGAUUCGAGUCAUUCUUUGGUGGUUCGUUUCCCGAGCUAACAGAACUAGAUUUAUCAUUUAAUGCCCUAACGGGCAUACCGCGCAAUCUGGGAAAACAAUUAGUGUCGUUGAUUUUGGACGGCAAUCCCAUAGACCGAGUUUUCUUUGAGGAUGAAGUGAUGCUAAGGCGACUCUCGCUGAACAUGAUGCCUAUUUUGGAACAACUUGAUGCGCUAAGCUUUUGGAAAUUGGUUGAACACGAGGAUGGAACCGAGCAUAGUUGUGUUGAAGUGAGCAUUUCCAACUGUCCAAAAUUGCGCCAUAUUGAUCCCAAAGCAUUUGAUGCGACAACUUUGUGCAUGCUCGAUCUCAGUUACAAUCAGUUGACUUCCAUUCCCCGAGACCUGGCAGAUUGGAACCGUAUGCCUGGUGGAGUUAAUCUCCAAGGAAACCCAUGGGAUUGUAGUUGUUCCGCCAAGUGGCUUGUUGAUGAAGUCCUUCCUGCCUUAUACGAUCGAGAAGAGCUCCAAUAUCUCCUGGACGAUUUUCGCUGCAGCAGUCCGAGCAGCCGGAACGGUACUCGGAUGGUAAAGUAUCUGAAUCACGUUGAUGCAUUCUGCGGCGGGCCAAGAAUGGAGAGGCUACAAAUGGCUGGAUCGCCGGCAGCAGUGCGCGAUUCGGAUGGAACGGUGCGAGCAGGAUUUGCUAGCGACAUAAUUUGCUCCGUAGAUGAUCCGGAAUGCUUGCAUGCUCACGAAGGGCUAGGAUUGGUGAUAGUUUGUAGUGUAGUUGCGUUUACGCUGAUUUUGUGCCUCGCGAUGGUGAUCUUCAUUGUCAUUCGAAGGAAGCGGGAUCGCCGGAAGAGUUCCACAGAUAGCGUGUGGUUAAUGCAUCAAAAAUAUUAAUAAAAUAAGUACCUUUUUUAUGAUUCGCUUAUUUCUACAGGCUCAGUUACCUAGGUUUUAACCCUUUCACGUACAACAUCGAGUCUCACUCGAUGUGAAAUGAUUGUGCCAAAACGUACAACAUCGAGUCUCUCUCGUGGUGCGCUUGCAUAUCACAUGGCGCCAAGACGCUCAGCAGAGUAGUAAAAUUACUCGAUGCGUGACCCAUCGAAGCGUUUGCAUUUGAUCCGAUCUUUUGAAAAUUAAAUCGUACGCGAAGGGGUUAAGGAGUCAAACUCUUAAAUAUAUAUGUGUACUAACAUAUACGAACAUUCCAUAAUUAUGUGGUUAGUAAGUUAGGAAACCGAAUACUCGCGGUCGACUCGAGUUUAGAAAAAUGACAUAUUUUUUCAGGAAAAAUAGGGAACAUAAGGAGAUUGAAACAAUGUUGAUGAUUACACUUA
Molecule: messenger RNA, 2413 nt
Organism: Toxorhynchites rutilus septentrionalis
Lineage: Eukaryota; Metazoa; Arthropoda; Insecta; Diptera; Culicidae
Product: slit homolog 1 protein-like
Exons: 6
Coding region: 45-1970 (641 amino acids)
Molecular function (GO): protein binding
Source: RefSeq, a predicted model, not a curated record